GGCCGGGAGGCCUUCAUGGAGGUCUUCCAGCUCAGCGGGAAGCAGGGCAACCCGUGUCUGGAUGAAUGGCUGGACUCCUUCAGGGACAGGUUCCCAGACUACGUGGGGAGGGAAUCCAAGGCCAGAGAAGGGCAAGGAUUUGCCCAGAGUCCCCCACAGGCCGGUGCAGCCCCCUCACUGGUCUCUCUGCCUCCUGAUGCUGAGAUCCACCCAGCUGGACCCUCGGAGUGGCCCAGUCCAGAUCCCUUCCUGGUGUUCAGGACUGCCAGCACACAGGGCCGGCCCGAGGAGCCUGGGCUCAGGAGCUGCUGCCCUUGCUCCUGGGGCUUCCUCACGCCUUUCACAACGUGACCGAGGGUGUGAGGGCUCCGGGGCCUUCUCCAGAGACGCCGGUCUGGCUCCUAGACACCCCCCCACCACCCUGCCCCAGUCUAUUUUAUUCGCUUCCUUUCCUGAGAUGCCCGUCACCAUUGUCUUGGCCGAGAGCUGUCCUGUCUGUUCCCUGGCAAACGUCUUCAUGGCAGAGGACCAGUCUCAUGGCAGAGGACCAGCCUCAUGUCUGGAGGACCAGACAGACGUUUGUCUCCAUCCUCGCGGUGCCCGGUGGCCCGCUGGCCACCCCAAUUGGAGGUGGAAGUGAGCACCCAUUUCCGGGAGCCUCUCCCCCUGGGGCUGUGGACGUCGUGUGGCUCCGGGACCCAGUUAAGGCGGAGGAUGUGUGUGCCCCCGGCUGCUUCACAGGCGGCAGUCUGAAAUCCAGAAGGAAGCCAUCCUUCUCAAGCCUGGACCCCUCCACCAGAAGGAAUCCUGAGUCAGACACCAGGCGAUGAAAGGCUGGCCUCCUCCACGGUCCACCCAGAAGAACCAGAGGGCAAGGGCGGGGCAGGGAGAGGCAAGGCACAGAGCAUCUCAGCAGCCUGGUUGCAUGUCCUCUCCUGGUGGACAGCAACUUUACUGAGAUGCAAUUCACACGCCAUGUGGUUCACCCACACAAGUUUCACGUACCAUUCAGUGGUUUUUAGUAUAUUCACAGUUGUGCAGCCAUCACCACAGUCAAUGUUAGGACAUUUUCACCUACCCUGGAAAGAGACCCUGUAACCUUGUUGGCAUGACCCCAAACCCCUCUUCCCAGCGUGCCCCCAGCCCUGGGCGGUCACUGCUCUG
This is a messenger RNA of Odocoileus virginianus texanus, 1164 nucleotides long. RefSeq lists its product as uncharacterized. Lineage: Eukaryota; Metazoa; Chordata; Mammalia; Artiodactyla; Cervidae. The record is from RefSeq and is a predicted model, not a curated record.